Rotaria sp. Silwood1 is the source of this 1416-nucleotide messenger RNA. The record is from the annotation of a GenBank genome assembly. Lineage: Eukaryota; Metazoa; Rotifera; Eurotatoria; Philodinida; Philodinidae.
AUGAUGAUUAUUUGGUUAACAAUUAGACAAGUUCGAGCUGAUUGUCAAAAUGAUACAUCAACUGAAUCGACAUUUGUCUAUCGACGUGUUUGUUAUUUUGCUAAUUGGGCAGCUAAACGAUAUGAUAAUAUCAGUCGUUUAACUCCCGAAGAUAUAGAUCCAUUUUUAUGUACACAUAUUAAUUUUGCUUUUGCUAAAGUACUUGAAAGUUUAAUAAUAGCACCAUAUGAAGAAGAUGAUUUAAAAGGAUGGACAGCAAAUUCCAAAGGCAUGUAUGAACGUGUAUUAAAAUUAAAAGAAGCCAAUCCUGAUUUACGUGUACUACUGAGUGUUGGAGGAUGGACACAUGCAUCUCGUGGUUUCAAUGAGAUAUCCAAAAGUGCAGCAAAUAUUAAAAGAUUUGUUAAGAAUAGUGUGAAAUUUUUACGUGACAAUAAAUUUGAUGGAUUAGAUUUAGAUUGGGAAUAUCCUGGAGCAAAAGAUCAAGGAGCUGAACCUCAUUCUAAAACUGGAUAUACGAAAUUGGUGAAAAAAUUAAGUCGAGUAUUCAAACGGGAAGCUGAACGUACAGGACAAGAAAAAUUAUUGCUGACAUGUGCAACAGGUACCUUUAUUCUUAAAAAAAAAGAUAUAAAAUCUAUAAUUCAUAUUUGUAUAGCUGCUGCCCGACAUCGAAUCGAAGCUGGUUAUGAAGUAGAAGAAGUUUGCAAAUACUUUGAUUUUGUAUCAGUUAUGACUUAUGAUUAUCAUGGUAGUUGGGAUGGUAAAACGGGACAUAAUAGUCCGUUAUAUGGAAUGCGUAAUGAACGAAAAAAAUUUCGUGAAUGGAAUAUAAAUAGUUCGAUGCAUGUAUGGGUUGAAUUAGGUUGUCCAAAAGAAAAACUUAAUAUUGGUCUUUCAGCUUAUGGACGAGCUUUUUCAUUAUUUGGAGAAACAGGUAUGAGCCAUGGUAAACCUGAAACAAAGAAAAAAUCAUCAAUCGGAAUGAAAGCAAGUGCUGCUGAAGCUGGAAGAUAUACAAGAGAAGCAGGUGUUCUUGCUUAUUAUGAAAUUUGUGAAUUGAUUCAAAAUAAUCCUAAUAAUCGUGUAUUUUGGCAUCGGCAAAUGAGUGUUCCAUAUGUAUCAAGUAAAUCAUUAUGGAUUGGUUUUGAUAAUAUUCGAAGUGUUACACUUAAAAUGCAGUUUUUAAAAGAACAUCGUUAUGGUGGUGUGAUUAUAUGGUCAUUAGAUCUUGAUGAUAAAACAGGUGAAGUGUGUCAUGAAGGUCCAUUUCCAAUAUUUAAUGCAGCAAAACGUGAAUUACUUAUUUUACCUGAUUAUCUGAUUAAUAAUAAUAAUAAAAAAUGUUCGGAUGAUAAUACAACAUUUAUAAUUGAACAUCUUCGUUCGAAAACGACAACGAUAAAACAAAAUUAA